Messenger RNA from Endocarpon pusillum Z07020, 549 nucleotides. RefSeq names its product Pre-mRNA-splicing factor CWC21. The record is from RefSeq and is a predicted model, not a curated record. The transcript has a single exon. Lineage: Eukaryota; Fungi; Ascomycota; Eurotiomycetes; Verrucariales; Verrucariaceae. The coding region runs from base 1 to 549 and encodes 182 amino acids.
AUGUCCUCCAACGUAGGCCUGACCACCCCCCGCGGCUCCGGCACUUCAGGCUACGUGCAACGCAACCUCUCCACCCUCAAGCCACGCGACACGGGCUACGGCGCCCCCUACCCACCUCGCAACUCCUCCAACCCCAGUUCCGACUACUCGUCACCCCUUCAUCCUCGCCAACGGCAACCGGACCAAGCCAUCCUUGCCCACGACCGUCAGCGGGAGGUUGAGGUCAAGGUCUUCGAAUUGAGGGAUCAGCUGGAGGACGAGGGGGAACUGGAUGAGGAUGAGAUUGAGAAGAGGUGUGAUAAAUUACGGCUGGAGUUGCUGGAGGAGAUGGGUGGUGGUGGGAGCGGGAGCGGGAGAGGUGGGAAGGGAAAGGGCCUCAAACCGCAUCAGGUGCAUGAGCUAGCGGAGGCGAAGAUCAAGGAGAGUGAGAGAUUGAGGAAAGCGUUGCGUAUUAAGGAGGGGAGGGAGGGGAAAGCCUGGGAGAAUACCAGUGUCAAGGAGGAGGAGCAUGAUCGAGGGCCAGACCGAGAAAGAGACACGAGGAGAUGA